This is a messenger RNA of Onychostoma macrolepis, 660 nucleotides long. Its product is annotated as CD59 glycoprotein-like. NCBI's taxonomy places the organism in Eukaryota, Metazoa, Chordata, Actinopteri, Cypriniformes, Cyprinidae. The transcript is spliced from 5 exons. Bases 16 to 486 code for a protein of 156 amino acids. The record is from RefSeq and is a predicted model, not a curated record.
CGAAACUGAAACUACAUGAUAUCACAGUGUGAGAAGUUUCUCCAUCCUGGCAUUAAACCAGCAGAGCAUAUCGAGCAAAUAAAGAGAGAGGGAGAGUGGAGGGAGCUGAUAAGAGACUGUAGGAUAAAGGUGAGGUUUCAUAUAGACAUACAUACAGACAGACAGAAGAACAGUUUUACUCAGUCCAACACAGUACAAAGAAUGAUGAAGUUCGUCAUAUUGGCUGUUGUUCUCGUGCUGGUCGUGACAGGCGGCUCGGCUCUGGACUGCCUGCACUGCGUCCCAGAGAAAGCAGGAGGGGCCUGCGAGAUCACCACCGUAACCUGCCCACCGGACAAAGACGCGUGUGCCGCUGCCAAGUUCCGCAGAAGCCCAUACGGUCAUUACCAGAAGUGCAUGUCCAUGUCAGGCUGUGAGAUGGUGAAACAGAACGCUUUCAUCAACAUCAAGUGCUGUCAGAAGGACUUCUGCAACACCUUUGACUGAUCUGCCGCUGCCAUAUAUCAGCAUGACUCAUAAAACAGCUUUCAAUAAAAUAGACACAUGAAUCAAGUUACAUAUGUUUAUGCAUGUUUUUAGAAAAAGUUUUUUGUGCAAUGUUACAAAAACAGCCUGUUUCAAUGUGGUCAUUAAUAUUAAAAUAAACUAAGCAUGCUAGCA